AUGUCUUGCUCCAGCCUGUCCUAUCCAGAAUGCGGGGUAGCCCGUCCCCGUCCAGUUUCUGGCAGCUGCAAUGAGCCGUGCGUUAGGCAGUGCCCUGACUCUGAAGUGCUGAUCAGACCAUCACCGGUUGUUGUGACCAUCCCAGGACCAAUUCUCAGCACUUUCCCUCAGCAGAGUGCAGUGGGAUCCGUUGGAGCACCUGUGGUCGGACCCGGCUAUGGGGGCUCAUUCGGUUCUGGGGGACUGUAUGGCUAUGGAGGUCCUUAUGGAGGAUUGUAUGGUUACGGGGGAUUAGGUGGUUAUGGGGGCCAUUAUGGUUAUGGUGGAUUGGGUGGUUAUGGGGGACUGUGUGGUUAUGGGGGAGGUUAUGGGGGACUGUGUGGUUAUGGGGGAGGUUACGGUUAUGGGGGACUGUGUGGUUAUGGGGGAGGUUAUGGGGGACUGUGUGGUUAUGGGGGAGGCUAUGGAGGACUCUGUGGUUACGGGGGAGGUUACGGUUAUGGAGGAUUAGGUGGUUAUGGGGGAUUAUGUGGUUACGGGGGAUAUCGCCGUAGGUAUUACGGUGGAUACUGUGGGCCAUGUUAA
Messenger RNA from Mauremys mutica (yellowpond turtle), 585 nucleotides. Its product is annotated as claw keratin-like. Gene Ontology annotation, cellular component: intermediate filament. Lineage: Eukaryota; Metazoa; Chordata; Testudines; Geoemydidae. Gene Ontology annotation, molecular function: structural constituent of cytoskeleton. Bases 1 to 585 code for a protein of 194 amino acids. The record is from RefSeq and is a predicted model, not a curated record. The transcript is spliced from 2 exons.